This is a messenger RNA of Daldinia caldariorum, 1576 nucleotides long. RefSeq names its product Mog1p/PsbP-like protein. The record is from RefSeq and is a predicted model, not a curated record. The transcript has 3 exons. Lineage: Eukaryota; Fungi; Ascomycota; Sordariomycetes; Xylariales; Hypoxylaceae. Gene Ontology annotation, cellular component: nucleus. Gene Ontology annotation, molecular function: small GTPase binding; guanyl-nucleotide exchange factor activity. The coding region runs from base 347 to 973 and encodes 208 amino acids. Gene Ontology annotation, biological process: protein import into nucleus.
AAUGGUUAAAGCAUGUGUCGCAAAGAUGCAAGUUACAUCAUCUGCUGCCCCACCAUAGCACAUGUACUAUGCAGCCAUGUUACGCAGGCUAUGUACGCAGGCAGUCGCAGACCAGACCAACAAGGCAUGGGCUCUUAACUUGCUUUGCUGUGUUGAUCAAUUUGAAUAUCGCACAUAGGAAGGGACGCAUUUGACAAAUAUUUAAACUAUUGCUAACGUCCCACCAAAAGUCCGAGUAACAUACCUUAAUCUCCCCAUCUUUAUUAUCUCCAUUUGAAUAAAUCUUAUUUUCCUAUUACUUUCGCAAUAAACCCACGCUUCCGAGAAGAAAAAAAAAUAAUAAAAAAUGACGGCUUACAAGAGUACCCCGCUAUAUGGAGGAGCUCUCAUCUGCGACCUCCCAGCUAGCUUUGCCGACGUGAGCCUCAUAAGACAAGUUCCCGACCACCAAGAAGCAUACAUCGACAAAGAUGGCUUCACCAGCAUCAUCUUCGACAUCAACGAGCGCGUCGGCGGCCCGGGAAGCAGCCCCGAGAUAGACGGUCGCGCCUUGACCACACACCUCGAGGACAUAGUAGGGGAAGACCUCGACAACGUCAAGGUCUGGAAUACUACACCUACCGUGUUCUCUCGCCUAGACGAAGAUAUCCCCGCCUACACGCUGAUCGCGACACACACGACGCAAAAGCCCGACGACGCCUCCUCUUCCACCGCGGACGACAAGUCACAGCAGCGACCGGCUAGCAAGACGGACUUCACGGCGAUCAUUCUGACGCUGGUGCGGCUGGAGCGCGAGAAGACGGACUUGCUCAUCACCAUCAACGUGCCGCACAUCCGCGGCGAGUACGACGAGGACGACGUCGACCUCCAGCUCGGCAAACAGGGCAAGCUCAUCGGCGACGCCGUCGACUACGCCGCCAAGAUCUGGGAGACCUUCAAGGUUAAGGACUGGGGUCUCUUUAAUGAGGUCUAAGCUAAGCCGGCCGAAGACGAAGAAAAGGAAAGAAGGCAAAAGAAAAGAAAAAUAAAAUAAAAGAGGGGGGAAAUAAUGGGGUAAACUACAGUAUGGUUGGAUAUGAUAUCAUAUGAUACACUCACUGUCCGUGCAAGAGAGAAAAGAGGCCGGAAAGCAUAUCAAUAGAUAAUGCUGGUUGGUAUAAGAGAACUGGCCAGAUUUCAGCCAAAAGAAAAAAAAAGGAGCAGGAAUGGAAAUAAGGGAUGAAGCAUAACGCGACUUUGGAAGUUAAACUUUCGGUGGACAGUAUUUCCUUUGUUCGUCUAUGUCCCGAAGCCUACUUGAGAGGGGCCUCGGCUUUGAUACGAAUCACGAAAAGAGAGUAUUUGUUUAUGGGUAUGGGAACUGGCAUGCAUAUUCGGCGGCAGGAAAGCUACGAAGAGGGAUAUGGGGGGGAUCUAGGUAUGGAUGUCUCGCGUUUGGAAGUUAGGCAACCUAGGUGCCUACCUGGUAGUUAUGUAGCCUAGGUAGAUAGUGUUCCCUUAAUUACCCUACGACAGGUAGGGUUAGAUUAGGUAGAUAUGAUGAACCUACUGUAAGAAGACGGCUUUGUAAACUUAC